AGUCUGGCGGUCAGCCUGUGCGCAGCGUCAUAAUAUCCACUUGGAGAUCGGGCACUACAUUCCUGGGUGAGGUGUUAAAUGCCAUGCCAGGUAAUUUUUAUCACUACGAACCACUUUUAAAAUUUGGUAUUAUACAAAUUCGAGGACCUCCAUAUGCAGACAGAGCCAUGAGCACUAUCAAAAAUAUGUUAAAAUGUGAUUAUGAGGGCAUGGAAGACUACUUCGAAUAUGGAAGAACCCACUUGCACCAGUUCAGCCAUAACACAAGACUAUGGGACCAUUGUAAAUAUAAGAAAGAUCUGUGUGUUGAUUCUGAUUUCACAGCAAAGCUCUGUAAGCUGUUUCCCUUCCAGAGUAUGAAAGUUGUGAGGUUUAGAUUACGUCUUAUUAAGGAGUUAAUAGAGGAUAAAGAGCUUAAUGUAAAAGUGGUGCUUUUGAUACGCGAUCCACGAGGUGUGAUGCAGUCGCGCCAACACCGCAAUUUCUGUAAGCCAUCACCUGAUUGCUGGAAACCAGAGCUUCUUUGUGCAGACAUGAUCAGCGACUAUGUGGCAGCAGGUCGUUUGCUCAGCCAAUAUCCUGAUCGACUUAUGGUGUUGCGAUACGAAGAACUAGCUUUAAACCCCAACACAACGACGCAAUUAUUGCUAAAGUUCCUAAGGCUCGGUCCCACGCAGUCGGUGGACGAGUUUCUCCACUCCCACACCAACGUGGAGGUGGCCGGCGUCAGUUCCACGUACAGAGUCUCCCGCGAGGUGCCUUUCAGGUGGAAGAAUGUUCUAGACUUCAAUUACGUUGACGAAAUUCAGAUGGCGUGCAAGGAGGCGAUGGAGCUGUGGGGCUACCGCGCCGCGCACAACGCCUCGCACAUGGCCGCCAAGGACUUCCACCCGCUCGUGCCCUACACCAUCACGCAGUGAGCCCUCCGACGAACCAUUUGAUAGGCUCACUCCAGUUCAUUCACACUUUUGUCAAUGGACUCACAUCGAAAAAUUCUAUUGGCUGUUUCCUACAUACCAAAAGCAUUUUUAUUGCGAAAAUAAUAUUAAGGCAUUGUGUAGGUAAGCGAAAAUGAUGAUACAUUUAAAAUAUUAGGUUGUAUUGAACAUAUUAUUUAUUAAUUGGAAUGAUUUAUAAAACACAGACAAAACUAUCGAUAGUCAGUAUUCAUUUUAUAGUAGAUAUUAUGUUUGUGAUUAUGUAAGGAAUAUUUUUAUACGAAUGUUUAUUUCUUUCUUAUUUAGGAUAGUCUUAAUUUUUAUUUCUUUGAUAUAUUUUUAAGACUGAUCACAUUUCCAUUAUCGAUAUUCUUCCAUACGUACAUGUCGAAUGACGCUUCAAGUAUUAAGACUUUAUCUAAAGUAUGCGUUGUACGUAAAGAUCUGGGAUUUUUUAUUGUUUGUUAGUUCUUAUAAUGAGUUCGGUCUUGUGACAUACACAAAGGUACUGGUUGUGUGCGAAAUAUGGGUACGAUAAAUAAAAAUGUAUAUCAAAUUGUAAAAGAUGGACCAUUUGUAACAUAGAGGUUAGGUUUGCUUGAACCAAUUGGUUUGACUUUUAAAAGUACAAAAUCGAACGAUUCCCAAAUGUCGGGUUGGAGCAACUGUAGCCUCUUCCAUUAAUGCGUGUGAAUUAGCUUAGAUGAAUUAGCACUCACGGAAUUGACGAACAUUGAUGCUUCCAUACACGAGUAGUAUAGAAGCACGUUUUGAUUAGUAUAUCGAAUGUAAAAUUAUUAAACAAUGAAUAUUACUCACAAAUACAUUAUGUGUAGUGUAUUCUUCAGUUGGGUACAGAAAUGUAAACAAUUAUCUACCCAUUUCACUAAUAACAAACCUGUUCGUUGUAUGAGUGUAUUUCUAAAACGUUUGUGAUAGAUAGCUCUGUGUGAACCUGUGUGGGUAUAGCAUAUAGUAUACAUAUUUAAAUGGUCUUAACCAGAAUGGAUCGUUAUAGGAUUUUUUUGAAUCAUGAGUACAUUGAUUGUAUACAUAUCUGGAAUUGGUUGGUGAAUGCACUAUACAUAACGUUUGACCAUGGUACAUAGACUAGGACGUAACAUUUACAGUCUGUUAUAGGAUUUGACAAUCGAUAUUAUAUUAUGGCAAUAGUAGCACAAAGUUGAAAAUCGAACACCCUUUUUGGAAUGCAUUAAGGUAUUUUAAGUAGUUAUAUACGCUGAUACUGUAUCCGAAUACAAUGUAAAAUAUAUUCUAAUUGAAACAAUUAUGUGUAAUAUCCGUCCAUGAGAUGAAAUACGACUGUCUACACCAAAUCCUAAACAUCU
Messenger RNA from Manduca sexta (tobacco hornworm), 2287 nucleotides. RefSeq names its product carbohydrate sulfotransferase 4-like. The record is from RefSeq and is a predicted model, not a curated record. Gene Ontology annotation, molecular function: N-acetylglucosamine 6-O-sulfotransferase activity. Gene Ontology annotation, biological process: N-acetylglucosamine metabolic process; sulfur compound metabolic process. Lineage: Eukaryota; Metazoa; Arthropoda; Insecta; Lepidoptera; Sphingidae.